CGUCACGUCAGUGAUAAUAUUAUAACCUAAAAAGUAACCUACAUGUUUGUUUGUUGUUGAUAAUUGAUAAAUUAAAUUUUAAAAAAUUCAUGAAUUAUAUUCUUGAACAACAAUCUUAUCAAUAAAUAACAAUGAGGGAAGUGUUUUUAUCAACAUGUGAAAAGAAUUUCAUACAAAAAAUCGUAUCUGAAGGACAUCGUUUAGAUGGCCGAAACUAUAAUGAAAAUAGACAGUUGGAGAUAACCUUCGGUUCAGAAUACGGCAGUUGCAUUGUAUCAUUAGGCGAAACAAAGAUUUUAGCUCAAGUAACAUGUGAGGUCACUCAACCAAAACAAAUUAGGCCAAAUGAGGGCAUUUUAUCCAUAAAUGUUGAGAUAAGUCCUAUGGCAGCGCCACAGUUCGAGGCAAACCGUCAAACUGACCUCACAGUCUAUUUAAACAGAUUAUUGGAAAAGUGUUACAAGGACUCCAAAUGUAUUGAUUUGGAAUCAUUGUGUAUAGUAGUUGAAGAAAAGGUGUGGUCACUGAGAGUGGAUGUCAAAGUGCUGAACCACGCUGGUAAUGUAAUAGAAUGUGCAAGCAUAGCCACGCUGACAUCAUUAGCUCAUUUCAAGAGGCCCGACAUCACUAGAAGUGGAGACAGUGUAAUAAUUCACACAAUAGCAGAGAAAGACCCAAUACCCACUGUGCUGUAUCAUUAUCCAGUGUGCUUGACAUUUGCUAUAUUCGGAAAUGACACUCUCAUAUCAGAUCCUAGUUUCAUCGAGGAGUCUGUCUGUACAAGCAGUACAGAGGAGGGAAUCUGCACUGGAGGGGGGCUGCUAGCAGUUGGCAUGAACCAGUACAAGGAGUUAUGCCUGUUGAACCUCACUGGAGCGGCAUUGUAUAACUCCAAGAUAGUACAUAGAGCUAUACAACAUGCAGCAGACAGAUGCAAAGAUGUUGUGGACUUAGUGAAGAAUGUGAUCAAUAUGGAUGCUACUAGAAGGCAAAAACGCGAGAAAAUAAACUUCUGUGAGAUAAUAACGACAGACCACAUGCUUUCACUGAGAUUCAACAUUCGCCUCAAGAGCUACAGCGCUGAUGUUGUGAAGGAUGAUAAUGAGGAUGAAAAAAUGGAGGAAGACUUUGAAGAAGAAAAACCAGAGCCGAGCAAAUACGACGUCGUGGCGUCAUUACCUCAAACUGCAGAGAUAAUCACCAAAAAGGGAGCUUCAACAUGGAUAGAGGUGUCAUCAGAAUCAGAGGAAGAUUGAAAUACUUAUAUUUGUUACAUAAAAUGUAAUAAAUUUACACUUUACAAUUU
Messenger RNA from Plodia interpunctella (Indianmeal moth), 1306 nucleotides. It is a transcript of the gene Rrp45, whose product is annotated as Rrp45. Gene Ontology annotation, molecular function: mRNA 3'-UTR AU-rich region binding. The coding region runs from base 132 to 1256 and encodes 374 amino acids. Gene Ontology annotation, cellular component: cytoplasmic exosome (RNase complex); nuclear exosome (RNase complex). The transcript has 7 exons. Gene Ontology annotation, biological process: U4 snRNA 3'-end processing; nuclear polyadenylation-dependent mRNA catabolic process; U5 snRNA 3'-end processing. NCBI's taxonomy places the organism in Eukaryota, Metazoa, Arthropoda, Insecta, Lepidoptera, Pyralidae. The record is from RefSeq and is a predicted model, not a curated record.